AUGUCGAACGGCAUUGUUGGCGCAACUUAUCAGGCCAUCAUCGCAAAGGUGAUUGAGGCAUCCGAGAAUGAUUUCCUCGAGAAUGGUGUCGACCAGUCGUUACUGCACGAGAUGAGAGAGGGAUGGCAAAAACGCCUCACUGAUUUGAAGGGUGCCAACUAUCCAUGGGAUCCCACACCUCCUCAGCCGAUAAAUCCACCCACUGUACCCUCGAAUGGCCCGAAACCCGAGCAAUCAACUACGUCAAUGAACGGACAACAACCUGGCCAGCGUAGCAACUACACAGGGCCCCAGAUCAAGCAGGAGAUGAAGCAGGAAGAUGGACUAAGCAACCUUCCUUCACAAGAAUAUCCGCCCCCCGUGCCGACUUAUCGGUCUGGUCUUGACAGGAACGUAGCCCAGCAACGCGCUGCAGACCUUCUUCAGAGAGACUUUGGAUCCCAGGCUGCUCAGUCCAUAGCCGCUAUUCCAACCCAAGCCAAUGGACAACAGCGGCCACAGCACAUCCAAAUGCCCCCGCAGAAUCAGCAACAGCAGAUGCAGCGAAUGCAGCAACACUUGCAACAGCAGGCACAGCAACAGCGCCAGCAGCAGUUACAGCAGUUGCAGGCUCAGAACCAGCAGCGACAGCAACAACAGUCGAAUGUGUAUCAGGCACAACAUGAUGGUGCCGGUGAUGAGCCCAUGGAGUGGACUGCCCAUCUUGCAGCAAUGCACUCCCAGGGUGAAAGUAGUCGAAUGGCUGCUGACGCUUUUCUCCAAUCUCAAAUCGACUCACUCUCUGCGAGUAUGGAUAGUGGACUCCUUGUGCCUCUCGAUGAGAUCCCUGCGUCUAGGCGAUCCAAGCUUAAGAAGGCUGUGAAGCGUCGAGCUGCUUGGGUGCCAUCCCAAGCAUCCUCAAGCGAGCCUCGCGUGCCCCAGCUUGAUGGCAUUGACGAUGACGACGAUGAUGAUGACGAGAAAAAGAUACCCGAUGACGAAGCCAUAAACUCGGACCUAGAUGAUUCAGAAGAUGAGCUCAACGAAGCAGACGAUGACAGCCAGGACAUUGGCGACAUCAUGCUGUGCACUUAUGACAAAGUGCAGCGCGUCAAGAACAAAUGGAAGUGCACCCUUAAGGAUGGUAUUCUCACCACUAAUGGGAAAGACUACCUCUUCCAUAAGGCUACUGGUGAAUUCGAGUGGUGA
This is a messenger RNA of Pseudovirgaria hyperparasitica, 1188 nucleotides long. RefSeq names its product transcription factor IIA, alpha/beta subunit. The record is from RefSeq and is a predicted model, not a curated record. Gene Ontology annotation, cellular component: transcription factor TFIIA complex. The transcript has 3 exons. NCBI's taxonomy places the organism in Eukaryota, Fungi, Ascomycota, Dothideomycetes, Acrospermales, Acrospermaceae. The coding region runs from base 1 to 1188 and encodes 395 amino acids. Gene Ontology annotation, biological process: transcription by RNA polymerase II; transcription initiation at RNA polymerase II promoter.